Messenger RNA from Penicillium malachiteum, 1437 nucleotides. Its product is annotated as major facilitator superfamily domain-containing protein. Gene Ontology annotation, molecular function: transmembrane transporter activity. The record is from RefSeq and is a predicted model, not a curated record. The coding region runs from base 1 to 1437 and encodes 478 amino acids. The transcript has 5 exons. Gene Ontology annotation, biological process: transmembrane transport. Lineage: Eukaryota; Fungi; Ascomycota; Eurotiomycetes; Eurotiales; Aspergillaceae.
AUGGCAUCCGGUGCUAAACUGCCGGCGGGCUAUAAAUGGCGUUCGUCCCAAACCUUGAUAGUAAGCACGGCUUGUUUUGCCUUGUUCACUGAGGUACUGCUUUAUGGCUUCGUGGUGCCGAUUUUGCCGUACAUGCUCGAGAAUCGCUUGCAUAAACAUCCCUCACAGACGCAGCGCUUGACAACAGAGCUGUUGAGUAUCCAUGGAUUCUCCACUGUGGUAUCUGCUCCUAUACUUGCCCAUUUCAUUGACAAGACUCCGAGUCGAAGGUCUCCCCUUCUUCUCUCUCUUGUCGUGACUUUGGGGGGAACUGCUCUUGUUGCAUUAACGCCGAGUUACUGGGCACUCGUUCUGGGUCGAGUUCUUCAAGGAGUCACAGGGGCCGCGGUAUGGAUUAUUUGUCUGGCCGUUCUAGUCGAAAGCUCCGGCGCCGGAAAUAUGGGGAAGAUGAUGGGAUUAAGCAUGUCUAUUGUGAUGACAGGAACAAUAGGAGGACCUGUGAUUUCGGGAAGUACACUGGAGUUGAUUGGAUACUGGCCAACAUGGUACUUGCCCAUGGGAUUUUUGGCGCUUGACAUUAUCGCAUGGAUAGGUUUAAUUGAGCCACAGCUGGAAUCGGAAUCCGAUAAGGCCCUUGUCCGAGAUGAGCCACCAGAACACCAUGGAGCCAGUAUCACUGAGGAGAUUCACUCAGUGAACUCUCCACUUCUCUCGCCAAUCAUUCAGACAGACUCCAAAGAUGACCAAAUCCAGGAGGUCCUACCACCAUCCAACUUUUACUAUAUAAUGCUUACAGAUGUCCGUGUUCUUGUCAGUCUCGGGAGUGUUGUGAUGACCUCCGCCAUCACUGCCGGAUUCAAUGCGACAUUACCGGUUCACCUCCGAGAUAUCUUCGAAUGGGGACCGUUGGAUGUCGGAACGAUGUUUUUAAUCCUUCGUCUUCCGGGUAUAAUCCUGGGACCGCUCUCAGGCUGGCUUCGAGAUAUCGUUGGCCUUCGGUACCCGACCAUGAUCGGUUGGAUUAUACUUGCGCCCUUACUAGCUCUCAUGGGUAUUCCUGGAAAUGGGCUCUUCUGGGCCAGUGCUGAAGGGUAUGGGAAGCCUAUUUUUGUGUCUUCUAUAGUUGGGAUAGGAGCUGCGCUACCCUUGAUCCAGGGCUCAGGUAUACUGCAUAUGAUGAUUAUUUUGGAGGAGCUUGAAUCUAAGCAACAUAACAUAUUUGGUGCACAUGGUGGGCGAUCGAGGGCCUUUGGCAUGAAUGAGGUCGCAUUUAACCUGGGACUGAUGGUAGGCCCUCUUUCAGGGCUCCUGUCCGAGAAGAUUGGGUUUGACAAUAUGAGUAUUAUUCUGGCUUGCAUUAGCCUUGCUGUUGGCCUGGCAUGUGGUCGCUUCUUCACAGCAGGACUUCAACCAACCAACGGUGAGACAACAGUAUGA